Messenger RNA from Haemonchus placei, 372 nucleotides. NCBI's taxonomy places the organism in Eukaryota, Metazoa, Nematoda, Chromadorea, Rhabditida, Trichostrongylidae. The record is from the annotation of a GenBank genome assembly.
AUGGAAAUGGCUCUCAUCGAAAGAGAAAAAGGAAAUAGACUGGAAUACAGGAACUUGAAAUAUGGUCUCGCAUGCCACGAAAACCAAAAAAAGAUUAAAAGGUUUUUGAGAUCAGCUGUAGAAGAGGAAUCGUUUGCAGAUGUAACUGAGAUAUUCAAAUCUGUAGCUAAAAAUCACAACGCCAAUGUCCUUUUCACGUUUCUCAGAGAGAAUUGGGAGCAGAUCUAUGGAAGGUUCCAAAACAAUAGCAAAGAACUGUAUGCUGUUGUUGAAGCAGGUCUUUCGAGAACACACACGAAAUCUGAUAUUCGGAAGUUUCCAUCUCAAAACGAAUUCAGCAAUUCUAAGCACUAUUCUGACGGUAACGGGUAG